AUGUCGGUUGAGGAGUCGUCGGUGCUUCAGCACGUUCCGAAUGAGUCGCACUACACUUUUGGUGGUAGCAGCGUCGCGCCAAGGCCGACUAUUACUCGCUCGUCAACGAUGCGCACCUGUCCCGACAAGCUGCCGUUUGACCCGCAUGGCGGCAUUCAAACGGUGAACAUCGCGAACAGCACGAACAAUCGACAAGCGUUCAAGGUGAAAUGCUCUGACAAUAUGCUCUACCGCGUCUCGCCGGUGUUUGGAUUCGUCGAACCCGGCGAAACGUUCAAAAUCGACGUGCUUCGUCAGAACGGCGAAAAGAAAACGGACAACUUGCUCAUUCUCACGUCGCAGGCGGCGCAAGAGGAAAACGACGCGAAGAAGGUGUUCGAACGCCCACAAGACCGCGAAAUGGUCGUUGUGCCGCUGAUCGCGUGCUAG
Caenorhabditis bovis is the source of this 429-nucleotide messenger RNA. The record is from the annotation of a GenBank genome assembly. Lineage: Eukaryota; Metazoa; Nematoda; Chromadorea; Rhabditida; Rhabditidae.